Aethalodelphis obliquidens (Pacific white-sided dolphin) is the source of this 3503-nucleotide messenger RNA. RefSeq names its product A-kinase anchoring protein 8 (gene AKAP8). The record is from RefSeq and is a predicted model, not a curated record. The transcript has 14 exons. Gene Ontology annotation, molecular function: protein kinase A regulatory subunit binding; DNA binding. Lineage: Eukaryota; Metazoa; Chordata; Mammalia; Artiodactyla; Delphinidae. Gene Ontology annotation, cellular component: nuclear matrix; nucleus. Bases 131 to 2248 code for a protein of 705 amino acids.
CCAAUGGUAGCCCGUGGAAGGGGUGACACAUGCGUCUGGUCUACCAGUAGAGGACGGCGGGAAGUGCGUUGGGCGCAUGCGUCCUGUGGUGGCUUAGAAAAAGGAGCUGCUGGCGGGCCGAGCUGAAGACAUGGAGCAGGGCUACGGAGGCUAUGGGGCAUGGAGUGCUGGACCUACCAACACCCAGGGUGCAUAUGGAACUGGUGUGGCCAGUUGGCAAGGUUAUGAAAACUACAAUUAUUAUGGUGCCCAGAACACCAGCGUCACCACAGGAGCAACCUACAGCUACGGCCCAGCCUCAUGGGAGGCCACCAAGGCCAGUGAUGGCCUGGCACCUGGGGGCCCUGCCAUGCAUAUGGCUUCUUAUGGCCCAGAGCCAUGCACCGACAAUUCCGACUCCCUCAUUGCCAAGAUCAACCAGCGUUUGGACAUGAUGUCCAAGGAAGGAGGCAGGGGCGGGAGCAGCGGCAGUGGGGAGGGCAUGCAGGACCGGGAGAGCUCCUUCCGCUUCCAGUCGUUCGAGUCCUAUGAUUCCAGGCCUUGCCUGCCCGAGCACAAUCCUUACCGCCCCAGCUACAGCUACGACUAUGACUUUGACCUGGGGCCCGACCGCAAUGGUGGCUUUGGUGGUCAGUACAGUGACUGCCGGGACCCAGCCCGUGAGCGGGGCUCCCUCGAUGACUUCAUGCGGGGCCGAGGCCAGGGCCGCUUCCAGGACCGCAGCAACCCCAGCACCUUUAUGCGCAGCGACCCCUUCAUGCCACCUGCAGCCUCUUCUGAGCCUCUUUCUGCUCCAUGGACGGAAAUGAACUAUGUGGGUGGGCGGGGCCUGGGAGGCCCCUCCGCCAGCAGGCCUCCACCUUCCCUCUUCUCCCAGUCCAUGGCCCCUGACUUUGGCGUGAUGGGCAUGCAGGGGGCAGGUGGUUAUGACAGCUCUAUGCCCUACGGAUGUGGCCGGUCACAGACCCGGAUGAGAGAUUGGCCUAGGCGGAGAGAGUUUGAUCGCUGCGGCCCAGAUAGCUUGGGCAGGAAACGGAAGCAGUUGCAGAUUUACGAUGAGCCAGACACCAAACAAGCCCGGGCUGACAGUGAAGGAGAUUUUUCUGAAAACGAUGAUGGAGCUGGUGACUUCCGGUCAGGAGAUGAAGAAUUCAGGGGUGAGGACGAAUUCUUCGAAUCCGGGAGGCAGAGAGGAGAGAAGGACGAUGAGGAUGAUGAAGUGAAGAAGAGGAGGGAGAAGCAAAGGAGGAGAGACAGGAUGAGAGACCGAGCAGCUGACAGGAUUCAGUUUGCCUGUUCCGUGUGCAAGUUUCGUAGCUUUGAAGAUGAAGAAAUCCAGAAGCAUCUGCAAAGCAAAUUUCACAAAGAGACACUGCGGUUUAUAAGUACCAAAUUGCCUGACAAGACGGUGGAGUUCCUCCAGGAAUACAUUGUAAACAGGAAUAAGAAAAUUGAGAAGCGGCGUCAGGAACUGAUGGAGAAGGAAACCACAAAACCAAAACCAGAUCCUUUCAAAGGGAUUGGCCAGGAGCACUUCUUCAAGAAAAUAGAGGCUGCUCACUGCCUGGCUUGUGACAUGCUGAUCCCUGCGCAGCCCCAGCUCCUCCAGCGGCACCUGCACUCUGUCGACCACAAUCACAACCGCCGGUUGGCUGCUGAACAGUUCAAGAAAACAAGUCUCCAUGUGGCUAAGAGUGUUUUGAACAACAGACAUAUUGUGAAGAUGCUGGAAAAAUACCUCAAGGGUGAAGAUCCUUUCACCAGUGAAGCCGUUGAUCCAGAAAUAGAAGGAGAUGACAAUUUAGGAGGUGAGGAUAAGGAAGAGACGCCGGAGGAGGUAGCUGCCGAGGUCUUAGCUGAGGUGAUUACGGCAGCAGUGAGGGCAGUAGAUGGGGAAGGAGCACCUACCCCGAAAAGUAGUGAAAUGCCGGCGCAAGAGGAAGGCCCUAUGGACACAACUGAGACCACUAGUGGUCCCCACCCUGGAGAGCAGCUGGAAGCGGAGGCACCCUGUGGAAUGGCACCUGAGAAGGGCAACACUGAAGCAGAGGCUGGAGGUGAAGCUGCUGAGGCUGGAGGUGAAGCUGCUGAGGCUGGAGGUGAAGUUGCUGAGGCUGGAGGUGAAGUGGAAACCCUGGCAGCAGAGUCGGAAGGCACCUUGACAGUCACUGCUCCUGUCCAAGCUGCUGCAGAAGCCGAAGUGGAACAAACUGAUGCAGAGUCCAAAGAUACUAUUCCCACAGAAUGAUCCUCCUUUCCCUGUUUCAGGGGAUGUGUUAUAUAAUGCAUUGUUCUUUCUUCUUUGGUUUAUAAGCAGUACUAGGGUAUAUGAUGCUGGAAUACUAUUUUGGUGAAGAGACCCAGCCGUUUCCUUCAGAAAAGUGUACCUCACAGGCUUGUCUUAAGAGUUGCGUGGCUUUCUGCCUUGGUUUGAAGGCUGCAGAAGCUGUACAUUCCCACAAGUGGCUGUGACAUCUCUCUUUACACUGUAGUUGGAAUAAUAAAAGUUGGAUAAGUAGAUUUUGGUGACACUUUGCUUGUUAAAUACAGCCAGUGGCUGAAUGCACCACCACAACCACCAACACCCCUGCCCCCCCCCCGCCCUGUAUUAUUUUUUGGUCUGGGAGCAGUUCAGUACUAGGAUAUAUCUUGCUUUAUAAAGGAUUUUUUUUUUUAAGUUUCAUGAAUUUGCUUUGGCUUCAGUUUUUGAUCUCUGCUUUUGUGGUACACUGUAUGGUAUGUGGUUCUCCUUCACAAGAUGUAGCAGAAUCUUGUUAACAUGCGAUGUUGAUCCUGUCACAUCACUGAACUCUCAAAGGCCUGAUGAAUCUGACACACCUGCACCAUUAGAAGCAUACCUACUUACCCCUCAAGAAUGGGAACACUUUGCCCAGGGCAUUGUUUCCCAAUCUUUAGUCCUUGGUGAAUCACCUUUACAAUGUUUUACCUCAUUUGUGUUCCACCUCUGCAUUACUUCAGGGUUUUUUCGGUUUUGUUUUUCUUUAAGUUGAGUUACUUCUACUUAAAUAUAUUUAAAAAGAAAAUUUGAUGUCUCAUGAAUGGAAAACCAGUAUAAAUUGCCAUACAUAGAUACUAUCCGUGGAAAAUGAAUAAACAUUUUAUUUUAGAUAAAUACUGUUGCUUUGGAAGUUUCUGAAUCUGUAAGAAAGAAAAGCCAGCAUGUGUUAAAGGGUAGUAAGCAACAGUGAUACUUUCAUAUAAUCAAAAGAAUUGAAAGAUACCUCCCUUUUGAAAUGAUACCGCUGGGUCUGUUUUCCUAUAAACCUUUGAACUGUCACAUUUGGGGAAGCAUUGGCCAGUGGGAAAUCGUUAGGAAAGAGGUAGCAGAAUACUUGAUGAGCAUCUGUUGUGUACCAGGUGCUAAUUCAUGAUAAAAAUUAGAUAUGGGCACUGCUCUCAAGGAGCCUUAUUGGAGAUGUGAGAUGAAUAUUUAUGAAAAAGUCAAUGUUAGAACUAAAAACAAAUAAACUGCUUAGUAAGAA